Molecule: messenger RNA, 2715 nt
Organism: Parastagonospora nodorum SN15
Lineage: Eukaryota; Fungi; Ascomycota; Dothideomycetes; Pleosporales; Phaeosphaeriaceae
Exons: 4
Coding region: 1-2715 (904 amino acids)
Biological process (GO): protein secretion; endoplasmic reticulum to Golgi vesicle-mediated transport; intra-Golgi vesicle-mediated transport
Cellular component (GO): endoplasmic reticulum; endoplasmic reticulum-Golgi intermediate compartment; COPI vesicle coat
Molecular function (GO): structural molecule activity
Source: RefSeq, a predicted model, not a curated record
AUGGACAAGAAGCACGAGGACGUCGGUGGCGUGGCGCAGAUUGACAAGACCUCUGUCUUCCAAGAAGCUGAGAAUGGGCAGAUCUUGACUAAGCUCGCACUGCUGCUCUUCACGGGCGAGAGCUGGGGGCGCCAGGAAGCCACGACACUCUUCUUCGGCAUAUCGAAGCUCUUCCAAAACAAGGAUGCCUCGCUCCGCCAGAUGGUCUACCUUGUCAUCAAGGAGCUGGCCGGCUCUGCCGACGAUGUCAUCAUGGUCACAUCCUCCAUCAUGAAGGACACUUCGGUCGGCAGCGAUGUCGUGUACCGCCCCAAUGCGAUCCGCGCCCUCUGCCGAGUCAUCGAUGCCUCCACCGUACAAGCGAUCGAACGUCUCGUCAAGACGUGCAUUGUCGACAAGAACCCCUCGGUGGCCUCCGCGGCACUCGUAUCGUCGUACCACCUUCUCCCAGUCGCAAAGGAUGUCGUGCGAAGGUGGCAGUCUGAGGCAGCAGAGGCAGCAUCUGGAAGCAAGUCUGGCGGCGGCUUCUUAGGUGGCUUCGGAGGCAGCUCUCACACUGCGCUGCAGGCGAGCACAAACUACAUGACACAGUACCACGCUAUUGGUCUGCUGUACCAGAUGCGCUCUGGCGACAGAAUGAGCUUGGUCAAGAUGGUCCAGCAAUAUUCGGCUCAAGGCGUUGUCAAGAGCCCUGCUGCUACUGUUCUGCUGGUCAGGCUAGCAGCCAAGCUGGCCGAAGAGGACCCAAAUCUGCGAAAGCCCAUGAUGCAACUGCUCGACGGCUGGCUGCGUCACAAGUCCGAAAUGGUCAACUUCGAGGCCGCAAAGGCAAUCUGCGACAUGCACAACGUCACCGAUGCCGAGCUCGUACAGGCUGUCCACGUCCUCCAACUCUUCCUCACAUCUCCCCGCGCAGUCACCAAGUUUGCCGCUCUUCGAAUCUUGUCACAAAUGGCGUCCUUCAAACCAGAUGCUGUCCGAACAUGCAACCAGGACAUCGAAUCGCUUAUUACAAACUCGAACCGCAGCAUUGCUACAUUCGCCAUCACCACACUACUCAAGACGGGCAACGAGUCUUCCGUCGACCGGCUGAUGAAGCAGAUCACAGGCUUCAUGGCAGAGAUCACGGACGAGUUCAAGGUCACAAUUGUCGAGGCUGUACGAACUCUGGCGCUGAAGUUCAAGGCUAAGCAAUCUGGCUUCCUUGCGUUCCUCAGCGGUAUCCUACGCGACGAGGGAGGCUACGAGUUCAAGCGAUCUGUGGUCGAGGCCAUCAUGGACUUGAUCCGAUUCGUGCCUGAGGCGAAGGAGGAUGCGCUGGCCACACUAUGCGAGUUCAUCGAGGACUGCGAAUUCACCAAACUCGCAGUCAGGAUUCUGUUCGUCCUUGGAAGAGAAGGUCCUUCUACGCCACACCCUACCAAGUACAUCCGCUACAUUUAUAACCGCGUCGUGUUGGAGAACGCCAUCGUCCGUGCCGCUGCCACCUCUGCCCUCGCCAAGUUCGGUGUCGGACAAAAGGACCCCGAGAUCAAGAAGUCUGUCCAUGUCCUCCUAACGCGCUGUCUUGACGAUGUUGACGAUGAGGUGCGCGACCGUGCCGCAUUGAACCUCCGGUUGAUGGACCAGGAUGACGACCUCGCUCUUAGCUUUAUUCGCAACGAUUCCAUGUUCUCCCUUCCCGUCCUCGAGCACCAAUUAGCCAUGUACGUUAGCUCCGAUUCCCGCGAUACUUUCGAAACCGCUUUCGACAUCACGAAGAUUCCGACCGUGUCGCGCGAACAAGCCGAUGCCGCAGAUCUCACAAAGAAGACCGAAGGCGCGACUCCCACUCUCAAGGCACCCAGUGCUUCAAAGGCACCUUCAAAGGCUGGUGCAGAUGCUGCCUCUACCGCAGCAAACAAUGCACAGAAAUAUGCCGAGGAGCUGCAGAAGAUUCCCGAACUUGCUGCACACGGCUCCGUGCUCAAGUCGAGCGAUCUCGUCGAGCUCACCGAGUCAGAAACCGAGUACGUUGUCACAGCCGUCAAGCACAUCUUCAAAGAUCACAUUGUGCUUCAAUAUGACAUCAAGAACACGCUCCCAGAUACAGUUCUGCUCGAUGUCGAGAUGGUUGUUACCCCAGAAGAUGAUGGUGACGUGCAAUUAGAAGAGGAAUUUGUCAUUCCCGCGCCCAAGCUUCCUACAAACGAGCCGGGCACAGUCUAUGUUUCCUUCAAGCGAUUAGAAACUGAGUCACAGUACAUCGCGGCAAGCUUCACCAACGUCCUUAAAUUCACCAGCAAGGAGAUCGACCCAAGCACCAACGAGCCAGAGGACGGCGAUGGCUACCCAGAUGAAUACCAGGUUGAAGAUCUUGAUCUCAAUGGCGCUGACUACGUUGUUCCUGCAUAUGCAGGCAGCUUUGACAAUGUCUGGGAGCAAUCGAACGGUGAAUCAGCGACAGAGACUUUGCAGCUCAGCAACAUCAAGAGUAUAUCAGAUGCGACAGAACAGCUCACAAAAACCCUUUCAUUGCAACCUCUUGACGGCACAGAUGUUGCACUAUCGACUUCGACACAUACACUCAAACUUUAUGGAAAGACUAUCACAGGUGGCAAGGUCGCAGCUAUGGUACGAAUGGCUUUUAGCGCAAAGACUGGCGUGACGAUGAAGAUCGAUGUGCGAAGCGAGGAAGAGGGCGUUGCAGCAUUGGUUAUUGGCAGCGUGGCAUAG